Messenger RNA from Pelobates cultripes (western spadefoot toad), 6026 nucleotides. Lineage: Eukaryota; Metazoa; Chordata; Amphibia; Anura; Pelobatidae. The record is from the annotation of a GenBank genome assembly.
AUGGUCCGCGCAAUCCGGGAUUUCUAUAGGAAAACCGGGAUCAAGGUAAUUGAAAUAUGUAAAAAAAAAGGCAGAUUUCACUGAUUUAGCUACAAUUCCUCUUGCUUUUUAAUUCUUACUUUAUCCUUUUUAAUAUGUGUAUCUUGUAAAUCUCAGUUUCUCUAAAUGUAGCUGUUGUUUUGACUAACACAAUAUAUUUUCCCACAAUCCGCCUCUCCUGACUGGAAGGUAGGCAGUGUCCUGUAGCCAAUCACUGUCUUAUUACGUUCUAGGAUAUAAUAUGCAGUGUUUCAGUUAUGUUCUAUUAGGAAAGAGGACAGUAAUUGGCUGUAGAGUGGAGUCAGGUCAGCAGCUGAGCUCACACUUAUUGGUUGAGCUGAGUGUGUACCCGAACAACUUUUAAUCGGAAAGAUGUCUUCUGAAAAGGAGAGGUAAGGCUAUGGAGUCGGUUAUGUCUUCAAAGAAAUGUAAAAGUGGAGAAAAAUACAGCUUGUAUAUGAGACCAAAUUCUCAUUGAAUGAACUUAAGUCGUGUUGAUGUCUGGAGGGUCCCUUUUAAGGUUUGUACAAAAGGAAUUUCCCGCUAAUAGGACGUAUUGAGACGUAGCUGCUCUCUGUUCAGAGUGUGUGUACCAGGUCUGUCCACGUUACUGUCCGUGGUUUCCUUGCUGUUAUGGCAUUUCUAAUAACAUUUCUUUUUUCCUUCAUCAAUUUUGGAAAAUGUUUAAUUUGUCUUUAAGCUAGUUACAUCAGUAUGCAGCCUUUGGCACUCCAGAUGCUUUGCCAGCAUGGUGUCUGUAAGAGUACUGUGGGAGAUGUAGUCCACAUCAUUUGGAUUGGGGAAGGUGGACAAGCCCUGAGCUAGAACCUAUAACAAUAUAUGUGUGUAGACCACCCAGGUGCAGCAAUAGGAGUAAAGAAUAAAGGUUAUUACUUCCCUUAUAUAUUAGGUUGUAACACAGGAUUCCUCAAAAUCCUCAAAUACUAAUAUCAAAUACAAGAUACACCUAAAAAACAGAGGCAAAAAGAAAUUCAUAGAGCAACACCAUACAAUAAGGAAGUGGCCCCUUGGUAGUAAUAUUGCACUCACAGAAUGUACGAAUUGUUCAAGCCCAUCAGUAUCUCUUUAAAUAUUCAGAAGAAGUGAGCAGUAAGAAUGCUCAUCAAUAAAUCACUGAGUCCUCUACUCCCAGGUGGUACAAAGGUAGACGAUGAAUAUCCAUAAAAAAGCUCAACGCGUUUCGUCUACUUCAGUGUAGACUUCCUCAGGAGAAAAUCGUAAAAAAACAGGUACAGCAUAAAAAAUCAUACAUCAAAAACUCUCAAAUGCCAGUAGUGGCUUUUAAAUAUCCCCCACUUCUGAUCUUCAUUCGUUCCGCCAAUCAAUUGCACUGGGAUCAUCUGUUUCCCAUUCUUCUAUCAGUCCAUGCCCUUAUUUGGACUUCCGUUCCUCUUCGUGGAACGCAUAUGCGUUCCACCUCUCGGCGGCUCAGGAGGACGUCAUCCGUCUGCGCGUGGAACGCAUAUGCGUUCCAUUUCGCCAGUUCCGUCGAUCGGGAACAAUAUAAGGGUCAGAUACAACAAGGCAUACAUGAUUAGAUUCAGCAAAGUUCACCAGUAAAAGUUAUAUUUAUAACAAUAAACCCAAUAUCACAAAGUAUCAGAAGAAAACAAAAAAGGAUAUGUAUACAUAGAUGUCAUCUAAGUUAACUCCUCCAAAGGGGGUGAUUCUGGAAAAUACAAACCUAUAAUAUAAAUAUGCUAAUGAAAUGAAAAAAAUGAGAAAAAAUAGAAUGAAAAUGAAAUAAUGUAAAUAAAAAUAAAUGAAAAUAAAGAAAAUAAUAAAAAAAAAUAAAAGAAUAUAAAAAUAAAAAUGAAUAUAAAUAUAAAAAAAAAUAAUUAAUAAAUAAAAAAAUAUAUAUUUUUAUUAUUUAUUAUUAAUUAUUUUUUUAAAUAUUUAUAUUCAUUUUCAUUUUUAUUUUUAUUAUUUUUUAUUUAUUUUCUUUAUUUUCAUUUAUUUUUAUUUACAUUAUUUCAUUUUCAUUCUAUUUUUUCUCAUUUUUUUCAUUUCAUUAGCAUAUUUAUAUUAUAGGUUUGUAUUUUCCAGAAUCACCCCCUUUGGAGGAGUUAACUUAGAUGACAUCUAUGUAUACAUAUCCUUUUUUGUUUUCUUCUGAUACUUUGUGAUAUUGGGUUUAUUGUUAUAAAUAUAACUUUUACUGGUGAACUUUGCUGAAUCUAAUCAUGUAUGCCUUGUUGUAUCUGACCCUUAUAUUGUUCCCGAUCGACGGAACUGGCGAAAUGGAACGCAUAUGCGUUCCACGCGCAGACGGAUGACGUCCUCCUGAGCCGCCGAGAGGUGGAACGCAUAUGCGUUCCACGAAGAGGAACGGAAGUCCAAAUAAGGGCAUGGACUGAUAGAAGAAUGGGAAACAGAUGAUCCCAGUGCAAUUGAUUGGCGGAACGAACGAAGAUCAGAAGUGGGGGAUAUUUAAAAGCCAUUACUGACAUUUGAGAGUUUAUGAUGUAUGAUUUUUUAUGCUGUACCUGUUUUUUUACUAUUUUCUCCUGAGGAAGUCUACACUGAAGUAGACGAAACGCGGUGAGCUUUUUUAUGGAUAUUCAUCGUCUACCUUUGUACCACCUGGGAGUAGAGGACUCAGUGAUUUAUUGAUGAGCAUUCUUACUGCUCACUUCUUCUGAAUAUUUAAAGAGAUACUGAUGGGCUUGAACAAUUCGUACAUUCUGUGAGUGCAAUAUUACUACCAAGGGGCCACUUCCUUAUUGUAUGGUGUUGCUCUAUGAAUUUCUUUUUGCCUCUGUUUUUUAGGUGUAUCUUGUAUUUGAGAACCUUAACAAUACAGGACUCUGUAUCAUAAUGUCACACAGAGAUGGUUCUAACCUGAUGGCGUUGAUUAAUGACGGCCAGACCGGAACCGAAAGAUGAUCUAGAAACCAAACUCCAGUAAUAGCCAAUAGAUGAAAUACUCCUCAAAUGUAAUCAUGAAAUAUCCCAUGUUCCGUUAAGUCAAACCAACCUCCAGGGUUGUUACCUGGCCAAAAUUGCCAAAAUGGAAGCAUAUCUGGUUUGAAGAAUUAUUUUAGGUUGGCUACAUUUGUCGUUUGAAAUUCACUUUUAAUUCUAACAAUUCUCACUUUAGUAAAUAACUCUGACUCAAUCUAUAAUGUCUUAAUUCUGAAUCUGUCACUGGUUUAUUGUUAACCCCUUGCUCUUUGUCUCUUUUCCUGUGUCUAGGUUGGGUUUAAACCAGCCGGAGGGAUUCGUUCUGCAAAGGAAGCUCUGGUCUGGCUCUCCCUUAUCAAGGAAGAGCUGGGUGACGAAUGGUUGAGCCCAGCGCUUUUUCGCAUAGGAGCUAGCACUUUAUUGGGAGACAUUGAGAGACAGGUUAGAAUAAGAUCUGUCUCUGAAUUUAUCAUUCUCCUUGGGCUUUAUUUAACAAUAUUUGUUACACUUGUUUGUAGUGAAUUAAAAACGUAAUUGCUCAUUUUUCCACCACUGUAUAUUAUUAUAACUGCAGCUCUGUUGUUCUGAGGUUCAGUUCAUCACAGAGGUCCCCUGUCUCGCCGCACACAGUGUAUUAUAACUGCAGCUAUAAGGUUAUGGUGUAAGGAGCUCCCCUGUCUCCCCGCACACAGUGUAUUAUAACUGCAGCUAUAAGGUUAUGGUGUAAGGAGGUCCACCGUCUCCCCACACAGUGUAUUAUAACUACAGCUAUAAAGUUAUAGUGUAAGGAGGCCUCCUGUCUCCCCGCGCACAUUGUAUUAUAACUGCAGCUAUAAGGUUAUGGUGUAAGGAGGUCCUCUGUCUCCCCGCACACAGUGUAUUAUAACUGCAGCUAUAAGGUUAUGGUGUAAGGAGGUCCCCUGUCUCCCCGCACACAGUGUAUUAUAACUGCAGCUAUAAGGUUAUGGUGUAAGGAGGUCCCCUGUCUCCCGCACACAGUGUAUUAUAACUGCAGCUAUAAGGUUAUGGUGUAAGGAGGUCCCCUGUCUCCCCGCACACAGUGUAUUAUAACUGCAGCUAUAAGGUUAUGGUGUAAGGAGGUCCCCUGUCUCCCCGCACACAGUGUAUUAUAACUGCAGCUAUAAGGUUAUGGUGUAAGGAGGUCCCCUGUCUCCCCGCACACAGUGUAUUAUAACUGCAGCUAUAAGGUUAUGGUGUAAGGAGGUCCCCUGUCUCUCCGCACACAGUGUAUUAUAACUGCAGCUAUAAGGUUAUGGUGUAAGGAGGUCCCCUGUCUCCCCGCACACAGUGUAUUAUAACUGCAGCUAUAAGUUAUGGUGUAAGGAGGUCCCCUGUCUCCCCGCACACAGUGUAUUAUAACUGCAUCUAUAAGGUUAUGGUGUAAGGAGGUCCCCUGUCUCCCCGCACACAGUGUAUUAUAACUGCAGCUAUAAGGUUAUGGUGUAAGGAGGUCCCCUGUCUCCCUGCACACAGUGUGUUAUAACUGCAGCUAUAAGGUUAUGGUGUAAGGAGGCCCCCUGUCUCCCCGCACACAGUGUAUUAUAACUGCAGCUAUAAGGUUAUGGUGUAAGGAGGUCCCCUGUCUCCCCGCACACAGUGUAUUAUAACUGCAGCUAUAAGGUUAUGGUGUAAGGAGGUCCCCUGUCUCCCCGCACACAGUGUAUUAUAACUGCAGCUAUAAGGUUAUGGUGUAAGGAGGUCCCCUGUCUCCCCGCACACAGUGUAUUAUAACUGCAGCUAUAAGGUUAUGGUGUAAGGAGGUCCCCUGUCUCCCCGCACACAGUGUAUUAUAACUGCAGCUAUAAGGUUAUGGUGUAAGGAAGUCCCCUGUCUCCCUGCACACAGUGUAUUAUAACUGCAGCUAUAAGGUUAUGGUGUAAGGAGGUCCCCUGUCUCCCCUGCACACAGUGUAUUAUAACUGCAGCUAUAAGGUUAUGGUGUAAGGAGGUCCCCUGUCUCCCCGCACACAGUGUAUUAUAACUGCAGCUAUAAGGUUAUGGUGUAAGGAGGUCCCCUGUCUCCCCGCACACAGUGUAUUAUAACUGCAGCUAUAAGGUUAUGGUGUAAGGAGGUCCCCUGUCUCCCUGCACACAGUGUAUGAUAACUGCAGCUAUAAGGUUAUGGUGUAAGGAGGUCCUCUGUCUCCCCGCACACGGUGUAUUAUAACUGCAGCUAUAAGGUUAUGGUGGGCCCCUGUCUCCCUGCACACAGUGUAUUAUAACUGCAGCUAUAAGGUUACGGUGUAAGGAGGUCCCCUGUCUCCCCGCACACAGUGUAUUAUAACUGUUAUAUUGGGUCGCUCACAUAUGUCAUGGGGAAAAUUGCAUCCUGCAAAUUAAACUCCUUACUUCUUUAAAUUAUCCUUUAUAGAGUUCUAUGGAAUUGACGAGCUAUGGCUGCAUACUAUAUAGUUUCAUUAAUGAAAAAACACAAAUUAAGUCUUCUAGCAGAUUUGUGCAAAAACUAUUCCAGCUUGUCAAAAUCCAUAGUGUGGGAUUUACCUGUGAAGUUCUUAUCGUUUGAAAAGGUGCCACAGAUAGAUUCUGGAUGAUUCGAAUAACUAUGGGCUAUGAGGAAUUUCUAUCCUAUAACAGCACUUUGUGACUGUGCUUCUCAGAGCAUCUGUAAAGAUCAGACAGCAGAGCUCACACCAGCAGCUGCUAAUCCUGAAGGAUAUGCAGACGUUUUAAACGUAUGGUGUUUUUAGUUAUUUAGUUUUGUUUUAAUGCAUUUUUUGUUAAAUUGUGCUCAGUUACAGUCUGUUUAGAUUCUUACAUUGUCUGAAUCUGAUGGCAAAUGGUGACGUUGGUUUAGAUAUUUUUCAAUAUGCUCUGAAUUGGUGCAUUUUGUUCUAAUCAAAUCUGCUGCAUUUUUAUUUGUUUGUUUUUGGUUAUUUUUGUGAAUCUACAAAUCAGGUAAUUUUCCUUUUUGUCGUUUUUUUUUUUACUUUAAUCUUACAUAUUAUCUUGUUAUUUUUGUGGCAGAUUUACCACCAUGUGACAGGAAGAUACGCAGCGCAUCAUGAUCUGCCGAUGGCCUAA